Uloborus diversus is the source of this 1695-nucleotide messenger RNA. RefSeq lists its product as uncharacterized. NCBI's taxonomy places the organism in Eukaryota, Metazoa, Arthropoda, Arachnida, Araneae, Uloboridae. The record is from RefSeq and is a predicted model, not a curated record. The transcript has 3 exons. Bases 1 to 1695 code for a protein of 564 amino acids.
AUGUUGAUGAAUCUCAUCUCCAAGGGUAACAUAUUUGGAUCAGUACAGUGCUUCAUGUACACCAUCGAAUGGCAGAAACGUGGGUUGCCUCAUGCCCAUAUUUUGGUUUGGCUGAGAGAAAAGAUUCAUGCUCAGCGCGUAGAUGAAUUCAUCUCUUCUGAGUUUCCUAAUCCUCAAGAAGAUCCAGGUCUCUUCAACUGCAUAAGAACACAAAUGGUUCACGGGCCUUGUGGAGUCAUCAAUCUAAAUUCACCGUGCAUGAAGAAUGGUAAAUGCAGCAAAAGGUAUCCAAGAAAAUUAGUAAAAGAAACUCAAACUGGAGUUGACGGAUAUCCGUUGUAUCGUCGACGUAGUCCAGAAGAUGGGGGAUUCACUACUCAACUCGCCGUCAAAGGCAAGGAUGUCUUAAUUGAUAACAAAUGGAUUGUUCCUUACUGCCCACUACUUUCAAAAAUAUUUAAUGGCCACAUCAACGUUGAAUUUUGCAAUUCCAUCAAAUAUGUAUGUAAAUAUGUAAACAAAGGAUCUGAUAUGGCAGUAUUCCAUGUCAAUUCCACUUCAAAUCAACAGAAUGAAGUGAGAGAAUACCAAGUUGGAAGAUACAUCAGUAGUAAUGAAGCUGCAUGGCGCAUUCUCAACUUUCCCAUACAUGAACGUCACCCCACCGUUAUCCACUUGAGUGUGCACCUUGAAAAUGGCCAGAGAGUAUACUUCACAGCUGCAAAUGCUGCAGAAUGGGCACAGAUGACUCAAGAGACCACAUUGACAUCUUUUUUCCGACUUUGUCAAGAAGAUGAUUUUGCAAGCACUCUUUUGUACAAUGAAGUUCCCAAGUACUUUACGUGGAAUAAUAGCUCUAAGAAGUGGAGUCGUCGCAAAGUUGGCCAUGAAGUGCCAAACCACCCUGGAUUGAAAUGCAGCGAUGCACUUGGCAGAGUUUUCUCCAUUCAUCCAAACAACUCUGAGUGUUUCCACCUUAGACUUCUCUUGCACGAAGUUAGGGGUCCUGUCUCCUUUAUAGCAUUGGAGACAGUGGAAAGAUAUGUGUGUGCAACUUUUAAAGAGGCAUGUCAACUUAAAGGACUUCUUGAAGAUGACAAUCACUGGAAUGCAACACUGGAAGAAGCUGCUCUGACUCGGUCACCCGUAAUGCUUAGAAAUCUAUUCGUUGUGAUACUCCAAACUUGUGACUUAUCAAAUCCCCUCCACUUAUGGCUUAAUUUUAGAGAACACCUUUCUGAAGACAUACUGCACCAGAGAAGAAUUUCCUCUAACAAUAUGGAAAUACAAUUUGAUGACAGCAUUUUUAACAACGCGUUGAUCAUUGUAGAAGACAAGAUGAAAUCAUCUGGUGGUUUAGGAUUGCAGCCUGUUGGGUUACCUUCAGCAGAUAGAAGUCGUGAAACAAGCGACCAUGUAGAAAAAGUUUAUAAUACUGAGCUUCUUCGGAUAUUAUUACAGGAGAAUAAACCCAAAUUGAUCCCAAACCAAAAAGAAGCUUACACUGUUUUCCGCUGGCACAAGGACUUCCGGAGCAGUCGGGAGAGCACAGAUGACAUGGAGAGGGUUGGUCACCCUGUCACAACAACCACCGAAGAAAGUGUGGCAAAAGUGAAGUAUCUUCUCGAAAGAGAUCAUCGUUUAAGUUUAAGGAUAAUAUCGGAAGAACUUAACAGGAACCACAUGUCACUGUAA